Molecule: messenger RNA, 879 nt
Organism: Adineta ricciae
Lineage: Eukaryota; Metazoa; Rotifera; Eurotatoria; Adinetida; Adinetidae
Source: the annotation of a GenBank genome assembly
AUGACUCAGCUUACAAAACGAAUUGUUGUUUGUUGUAGUACAAUCUUUGGUCUUAUUUAUGAAAAAAUACCUUUUUCAAAGUUUAUCGUUGAAAUUGAUUUGUUGAAUCCAACAAAUACAUCUCAGUUUUUGUUCGUCACUAUAGACAUGGCAUCAAAAAAGAAAUCAAAAAAAGUUCCACAUGAAGUUAUGAACGAAUCUACAGAUAAUAAUUCCGAAUCAGAGAAUCUUUACUUACGACAAGAAAUCGCUCGUUCUCCAAUGUAUUCAACGGUAUAUUUAUCCCAAGAUUUAAACGAACGAGAUAUUGAAUAUGUUGUCGAAGAAGCUGUGAUAAAAAAACAAUGCCGAGUUCUUCAAUUAACAAGAUGCAAAGUGACAUCUAUCGGUGCCUUCAUCUUAGCGAAUACAUUGAACAAUACUGAGAAUAUUUUAGAAGAACUUUUGUUAUUGGAUAAUCGAGUUGGUGAUGAGGGUGUUCUUCAUUUAGUCAAAGCACUUUCCACAAAUGAGAAUAAUUUAAAAGUAUUAGAUCUAACUCAAAAUAGAAUUUCAAAUGUUGGUGUAAAAUAUCUUGCUGAAAUGAUUCAAACUAAUGAAAGAUUAACUGUUCUUCGUAUCGCUGGAAAUGAAAUUGGUAAUCAAGGUAUUCAAAUAUUAAUCAAUGCAAUACAAUAUCACAAUAAAACUUUGGAAGAGUUGGAUUUUUGUACAAAUCGUUCGAUUGAUGAUGAAGUUGUUGAUUGUCUUAUUCAGUUAAUUAAACAUAGUCAAACAUUAAAGAGAUUAUUUUUAUUUAAUUGUAAUAUGUCUCCAAAUGGCAAAGAUAAACUUAUGAAAACGCAAAAGAAGCUCGACAAUUUCUGGUUAAUGGUGUGA